Rhodamnia argentea is the source of this 1416-nucleotide messenger RNA. Its product is annotated as p21-activated protein kinase-interacting protein 1-like. The transcript has 3 exons. Gene Ontology annotation, molecular function: protein binding. The record is from RefSeq and is a predicted model, not a curated record. Lineage: Eukaryota; Viridiplantae; Streptophyta; Magnoliopsida; Myrtales; Myrtaceae. Bases 215 to 1240 code for a protein of 341 amino acids.
GAUACACAAAUCUUCAUCCACUGGGAGUCGCACCCCUACACACUCUAAACCCUGAUAGCACCGCUGUCUGUCGGCGGCCUAAAACCCUAAGUUCGCCGCCGCCGCCGCCGCCGCCGCCGCCAUCGCCGUCGGCGUCAAAGAGGAUCGCAAAUUGGCCAUCUCUGCAGAUCUCUCUCCCAUAUUCCCAGUCUCUGCCGGUCCGAAUCGUCCUAUCAUGAGUUUAAUCGCGGGCUCGUACGAGAAGUUCAUCUGGGGCUUCAAGCUCAAGCCCCUCAAACACUCCCCCGACGGCCAUACCCUAACCCUAACCAAGCUCUUCUGCUACCCCUCCCACCUCUCCCCAAUCUCUUCCGUCGCCGCCGCUGGCCCCGUCGCGGCCUCCGGCGCCGGCGACGACACCGUCCACCUCUACGACCUGACGGCGGCCUCCUCCCUGGGCUCCCUCCACCACCAUUCUGCUACGGUCACCGCCCUCUGCUUCUACACCCCUUCGCACCUCUCGUUCCCGCGCAACCUCCUUUCCGCUUCAGCGGACGGCUCAGUGUGCAUCUUCGACGCCGAUCCCUUCGUGCACCUGACGACAGUUAGGGUUCACAAGAAGGGCGGAGUCAAUAGCAUCUCUGUGCAUCCGUCGGGGAAGCUGGCGCUGACGGUGGGGAGGGACGAGUGCUUGGCGAUGGUCAACUUGGUGAGGGGGAGGAGGAGCUUCUGUUGCCGGUUGGGAAAGGAGGCGAGCUUGGUGGGGUUCGAUUUGAGUGGAGAGAGGUUCUUCAUGGUUAUGGGGGAUAGAGUUGGGGUUCAUGAAGCCGAGGACGCGAGGUUGGUCUGGGAAAUGGAGACUGGGAAGAGGGUUCUCUGUGCUGCUCCCGGUGAGAGUGGACUUCUAUACACUGGUGGUGAAGACCGGAGUGUUACUGCAUGGGACACAAAGACUGGGAAGAUCGCAUAUCAAAUUGAGGAUGCUCAUUCCACCCGUGUCAAAGGUAUUGUUGUACUCAGUAAGAGCAAUGACACAAGUGUGGAAGAUGAUCCAUAUUUAGUGACGUCCGCAUCGUCCGAUGGGGUUAUACGUGUUUGGGAUGUUCGAAUGGCUUCGAAGGAAAAGCCUGUUCCACUGGCUGAGGUUAACACAAAAUCAAGGCUCACUUGUCUGGCUGGAACAUCUCUGAAGUCUCUGAGAAGGCCACAGUUAGGAGAAAAGGUUUCUAAGGAGGACAUGGUCGCAGAUGGAGCAUCAUAAAGCUGUCUAUGGCUUGAGUUAGCUGGCAACUUGAAGAUUUUCUCUCGUCGGCUCUGCGAGGCUGUGUAUUUAUGUUUCAAGGGACGGUGAGCUGAGCCAUUUUCACUAUGACAUUUCCAAUUUCAUGAUACGACCGCUCAAUUUUGACCUAUCUGUUGAUACCACACUUGGGCUUA